GUACACACCAUGACAAGACCUCUACUCAUUUUUAUUACUCUUUUUGACCCUCUUCUCCUUGUUCUUACUCUCUCUGUCACUCCACUAAUGAAUGGCAUUGUUCUGUAGCUUCUGUAUAUUUAAUGGACUUCUUUUAAUUUGUACAACCGCUAGCCUCCUCGUCAAGAAUCGACCUUUCAUUUCUACCUGAGUGAGAGGUGACUUCCUUCGACUUGUCUUGCCAAGAUCAAUCAAACAACACCAUAAAGAUACAGUACUACCUCUUGGUGGACAUGCUUCAACAGGAAGAAGGUUGGCCUCUGGGUCUGCAGCCCCUGAAUGUGAGAGUCGCGUCAGCUGGAUCAAUUUCAUUCAACGCCAUACUCACUGGUUCUCCGACUUCCUCUUCAGAUUCCUCAUCAGAUUUAGACUCCAAGUCAACCGGAUCAUUCUUCCAUGACAACAGCAUUACACUUGGGAGGCUUAUUGGUAUUUCUAGCGUAUUAGAGCUCUAUAGGAAAUCGAUUAGGGGAAGAAAAGCAGAGGACUUAAAAGAAAAGAAGAGCUCCAAAUCCAAAACUUGGUUUUUCUCUUUAUGUUCAAGAGACAGUACUGAUGCUGAAAGUUCCAACAAUCCGUUAUCUCUAGGUCAGUUUCUUGCGGUGGAAAGAAGAGCUGCUAAUGAAAAAACGAGGAACCAAAUCCCUUGCAUUUAUGCACCUGAUGAGCUUGCCCUGGCUCCUCCUGCUACGGAACCAAACUCGCUAUUCAUUGACGGCCAUGUUGCGCCUCCUCAGACAAGUCCAUUGUUUGGUUCCGAUGGAGGAUCGGAGCAUGGCAAUGGGUAUGGAAUUCCUGCAUUAUUUCCUUGCAUGUGUGGCCAAGCCUCCCAGUGAAUAUGUAUGGUCUUCAUUCUUUGUUUCUGAAUUUUCUCUCUGAAUUUCAAACACUAGUUAGGGAAGUAGAAAUAGAGUUUUGUUACCCCCUCUUUUCUGUUUCUUUUUAUUCUCGUCUUUUUUAUUGAUUCAAGUUUCAUUAGAGGCGGAGUGUUUGUUUUUGGGUGAUUGCAUUGCAAUUACAAUGUUGUUUGUAAUUGUUCUUA
Tripterygium wilfordii is the source of this 1081-nucleotide messenger RNA. RefSeq lists its product as uncharacterized. Bases 273 to 875 code for a protein of 200 amino acids. The transcript is spliced from 3 exons. NCBI's taxonomy places the organism in Eukaryota, Viridiplantae, Streptophyta, Magnoliopsida, Celastrales, Celastraceae. The record is from RefSeq and is a predicted model, not a curated record.